This is a messenger RNA of Acanthisitta chloris (rifleman), 1285 nucleotides long. RefSeq names its product TraB domain containing (gene TRABD). NCBI's taxonomy places the organism in Eukaryota, Metazoa, Chordata, Aves, Passeriformes, Acanthisittidae. The record is from RefSeq and is a predicted model, not a curated record. The coding region runs from base 1 to 1122 and encodes 373 amino acids. The transcript has 9 exons.
AUGCAAGAGGAGCAACAGCCUGAGGCUGCUGCAGAUCCCAUGUCCUCCUCUGAUGCAUCAGAAGAUGGCUCAAAGGAAACGUCAAGUGUAUCGCAGGAUAUCUCUGAUGCUGAUGCAUUUAAAAUUCUUCUGGAGAUGAAGUUGAAGAAGAGGAAGAAAAAACCUGCUUUACCAAGCACUGUCACUGAGCUUGACACUGAGGAUGGUUCUAAAGUAUAUGUGGUUGGAACAGCUCACUUCAGUGACAGCAGCAAAAAGGAUGUAGUGAAGACAAUACAAGAAGUGCAGCCUGAUGUAGUUGUGGUGGAACUAUGCCAGUACAGAGUUUCUAUGUUAAAGAUGGACGAAAAGACAUUACUAAAAGAAGCCAAAGAAAUAAAUCUGGAAAAACUUCAACAAGCUAUAAAGCAGAAUGGAGUCAUGUCUGGAUUGAUGCAAAUGCUGCUUCUGAAGGUUUCUGCUCACAUCACAGAUCAGCUGGGAAUGGCCCCAGGAGGAGAAUUCAGGGAGGCUUUUAAAGAGGCUAGUAAAGUACCUUUCUGUAAAUUCCAUCUCGGUGACCGACCCAUCCCUGUUACAUUUAAAAGAGCAAUUGCUGCACUUUCCUUCUGGCAAAAAGUCAAGCUUGCUUGGUGCCUUUGCUUCUUAUCUGACCCAAUCAGUAAAGAUGAUGUGGAGAAAUGCAAACAGAAGGAUUUACUGGAGCAGAUGAUGGCAGAAAUGAUCGGAGAAUUCCCUGAUCUUCAUCGAACGAUUGUCUCGGAACGAGAUAUUUACUUGACCUACAUGCUGAAGCAAGCAGCCAAGCAGAUAGAACUACCUCGAGCUUCAGAAGCUGAACCUAGAAGAUACAUCCCAGCUGUUGUGGUUGGUGUUGUUGGAAUGGGGCAUGUACCUGGAAUUGAGAAGAACUGGAAUUCUGACUUAAACAUACAGGAAAUAAUGAGUGUGCCUCCUCCAUCAGCUUCAAGUAAGAUUUUCAGAUUUGUCUUAAAAGCAACAGUUUUUGGACUGAUGGGCUAUGGCUGCUACCGAAUAGGUCACAGGACAGUUCAGUUUAUUCUCUCAAUGCCAGCAGCACAGAGCUGUCUUCAGAGGCUGACGGAGUUGUCUCUGCAUUGAACAUGGAGUGGAGGCACUUUGUGAAGAAGGUGGCCAAAAAAAAGGGUGAUAGAGGCAACACAUGUGAACUGGACUGAAAGAAGAUGAGGAUUCUAGUCAGAGUUGAUUGCUGAGCAAUGCUAAAUUGCUAUAUCAUAAAAGAUGUGAUACUAAAGUUACACCA